AUGAACGCUACCAAGCAUCAGGCAGAGUCGCUGCCCUUGAAGAAGCCAUUACAGUAUCUGCUUUACUGUCGCAAUAACGGCGUCUUCGUUCUGCUCUGCCUUGUACUGCUGCUUGUAGUUGGCACGCUGUCGGUAACCAUAGCAACGAUGCAUCCACAAGACACGCGACCCGGCUGGAGGAUCUUGGACGCGUUCGAAUUCUCCAACGUGACGGCUGUCAACGGGACGUUGCCUCUCUGUCCAGUACAGCCCCCCAAUCUUGUAGGGCCGAUCGAGGUUAAAACGCUGCCACCUAGCUGGAAAGAGCUCGAGAAACGCUACCAAAAUCUCGAGCCUGGUGGUAGAUGGCGCCCCAGCGAUUGCACGUCGCGCCACCGUGUGGCCAUCAUCGUACCUUACCGAGAUCGCGAAUCGCAUCUGCGCGUGUUCCUGAACAACCUGCACGCUAUGCUGCAAAAACAGCAGUUGGACUACUGCAUCUACGUCAUAGAGCAGGCAAGGUAG
Priapulus caudatus is the source of this 504-nucleotide messenger RNA. Its product is annotated as beta-1,4-N-acetylgalactosaminyltransferase bre-4-like. The transcript is spliced from 3 exons. Bases 1 to 504 code for a protein of 167 amino acids. The record is from RefSeq and is a predicted model, not a curated record. Gene Ontology annotation, biological process: glycosphingolipid biosynthetic process; carbohydrate metabolic process. Gene Ontology annotation, molecular function: N-acetyl-beta-glucosaminyl-derivative 4-beta-N-acetylgalactosaminyltransferase activity. Lineage: Eukaryota; Metazoa; Priapulida; Priapulimorpha; Priapulimorphida; Priapulidae.